UCAGCUACAUCGCUGGGAUCAGCGCGUGCGAGAAGGGCGAGCAGUGGCAUUGGGCUCUGGCGCUGCUCGGCGAGAUGUGGGGGGCGAAGUUGGAGCCCAACGUCAUCUGCUACCAAGCUGGGAUCAGCGCGUGCAGAAACAGCGAGCAGUGGCAGCGUGUUCUGGCGCUGCUCAGCGAGAUGUGCGAGGUGGAGUUGGAGCCUGACACCAUCUGA
Molecule: messenger RNA, 215 nt
Organism: Prorocentrum cordatum
Lineage: Eukaryota; Dinophyceae; Prorocentrales; Prorocentraceae
Source: the annotation of a GenBank genome assembly